GGCAAGAGGAGUGGUUCGACUUGAAAUAAAAAUGGGGGAAAGAAAAGUAUUAAAUAAAUACUAUCCUCCUGAUUUAGAGAAUUUUAAACUACCCAAGCUAAACCCAAACCGCUGUAAACAGUAUGUCGUUCGAUUAAUGAUACCAUUUACCAUGAGAUGCAAGACAUGUGGUAAUCACAUAUAUCACGGAAAGAAAUUCAACGCGAGGAAGGAGACAGUCGAGGGUGAGAAGUACCUUGGUAUGCCAAUCUUUCGAUUCUACAUACGCUGUCCUGUGUGCCUCUCAGAGAUAUCAUUCAAAACAGAUCCAGAGAAUACUGACUAUGCUGCUGAGGCUGGUGCUUAUAGAACAUUUCAAGCAGAGGCCAUUGCUGUGAGAGAGAUUGAGCGUAAGCAACAAGAGAAAGAAGAAGAGGAGGCCAACAACCCAAUGCUGGCAUUAGAAAACAGGACCAAAGAGUCAAGGAGAGAGAUGGACAUUCUUGACGUGCUUGAAGAGAUAAAGGACAUAAACGCUCAACAAGAAGGAGUCUCAUUUGAACAACUAAUGGAGAAACACCUCGAGAAAGAGAGGGAAGAGUCACAAGAAGAGGAACAGAUUGUUGAUGCACUUGCAAAGGCAGUGUUUCAAGCAGAGAGUAAGAAGAUAAAGAGAAUUGAAGAAGAUAAUGUCACUCAAGAAUACAUGAUCCCAAGCAAGAAGUCACGUCAUGAACACUCAUCAUCAUCAGUAUCAUCAUUGAGAGUGUCUAAAGGUAAACUGGCUAAUAUGGUGAGGAGGAAGGAAACUGUAUCUUCACAGUCAUCAGCUCAACCCACUAGUGAACCACCCCCAUCAGCCACAACCACUUUAAACUCGUUGAGUUUAUUAUCGGCUUAUGAUGAUGAAUCCUCUGAUUCAGAUUAAUAAUUGAUUUUAUUUUAUGUUAAUAUUUUGCACCAGUUUAUGUAAGUACAAAAUAAUAUAGCAUUAGUUAAUAAGUAUGUUAAACUAUA
Amphimedon queenslandica is the source of this 996-nucleotide messenger RNA. RefSeq names its product coiled-coil domain-containing protein 94-like. Gene Ontology annotation, cellular component: U2-type catalytic step 1 spliceosome. The record is from RefSeq and is a predicted model, not a curated record. Bases 32 to 907 code for a protein of 291 amino acids. NCBI's taxonomy places the organism in Eukaryota, Metazoa, Porifera, Demospongiae, Haplosclerida, Niphatidae. Gene Ontology annotation, biological process: mRNA splicing, via spliceosome. The transcript is spliced from 5 exons.